CCAGGUAGCGUAAGUUCGAGCGGCAAAAAAAGAACGUGGUAAAUUCGUACGAAGAUGAGUUUGAAUCCGCAAUUUGAUACGAUCGGAAGAUCUUUCGUCAAUCAAUAUUAUUUAAUGUUCGACGAUCCCGCUCAAAGGGCAAAUUUAGCCAAUUUCUAUAAUGAAGAAAAAAGUCUCAUGACAUUUGAGGGUCAGCAAUUAUUUGGACGAGCAAAAAUAAUGGAAAAAAUUCAAGGCUUGACUUUUCAAAAAAUUCAACAUCAGAUAACAUCUAUUGAUCCAGAACCUAUGUUUGAUGGUGGAAUUUUAAUUUCUGUAUUAGGCCAACUUAAGACCGACGACGAUCCGCCUCACACCUUCAAUCAGACUUUUGUGCUCAAACCUCUGGGAGACGGAUUCUAUGUAGAACACGACGUUUUCAGGUUGGCCCUGCAUCACACAGCCUAAAUGGGAUGAGCAUAAGAAAAUUUUGGAAUGAUCUAACGGGUAUUUUGCUACAAAUUCAAGUUUUUAUAUUGUAUUUGGUAAAGACGAUCAGAUUUCGGUCUAAGCCAUUCUUAAAUAAAGUAUUUCUUUAAGUUGUAAA
Molecule: messenger RNA, 586 nt
Organism: Centruroides sculpturatus (bark scorpion)
Lineage: Eukaryota; Metazoa; Arthropoda; Arachnida; Scorpiones; Buthidae
Product: probable nuclear transport factor 2
Exons: 4
Coding region: 55-447 (130 amino acids)
Biological process (GO): protein import into nucleus
Cellular component (GO): nuclear pore central transport channel
Source: RefSeq, a predicted model, not a curated record